Zootoca vivipara (common lizard) is the source of this 4882-nucleotide messenger RNA. RefSeq names its product alpha-2-macroglobulin-like. The record is from RefSeq and is a predicted model, not a curated record. Gene Ontology annotation, cellular component: extracellular region. NCBI's taxonomy places the organism in Eukaryota, Metazoa, Chordata, Lepidosauria, Squamata, Lacertidae. Gene Ontology annotation, molecular function: endopeptidase inhibitor activity.
CCAGCCCCCUGGCCUGUUAUCUCCUCUGCCUUGCAAAGAGAGCCAGUGUGAAGGUCGAUGUGGGAGCAGCAGCAGCAGCCAAGAGCCAGCCUCCACCACCACCACCUCGCUUGCCCACGGCUGAAUGAUGUGGAAGGGCCAGAUCCUCGGAGGACCCAGCGCCUUUCUCCUCCUGCUGUUCCUUCUUCCGGGGGACACCUCGGCACCUAGCGCAGUACCGGAGUACUUGGUUCUGGUCCCCUUCAUCAUCCAAGCAGAGACCUCCGAGAAGAUCUGUGUCCAUUUGAGCCCCCGGAACGAGUCAGUGACGGUGCACAUCACCCUGGGAUAUCUAGCAGAGACUCGCACCAGCCAUGUCGUGUCCAAGACGAAUACAUUCCAGUGCAUCCCAUUCCGGGUCCCCAAAUGGAGUAAUUUUCCCGGUACCUCUGAGGCCACCUUGGAGGUGGAGGUGGAGGUGGGGAUGCUGACAUUACACAGCCGGAAACAGGUGCUGGUCAGGAACCCGGAGAGCCUGGUCUUCGUCCAGACAGACAAGCCCAUUUACAAGCCAGGACAGGAAGUUCGGUUCCGCAUCAUCUCUGUGGACGAAGGUUUCCGACCCUUGAACGAGACGUUUCCUUUGGUUUACAUCCAGGACCCCAAGAGGAACCGCUUGCUGCAGUGGACCAACGUGGAGCAGGCAACGGGCCUGGCCCAGCUCUCUUUUCCACUUUCCUCUGAGCCCCCGCAAGGCACCUACAAAGUGGUGGUGCAGAAAGCCUCUGGGAACAAGGCAGAACGUUUAUUUGAGGUGAAGGAAUACGUGCUGCCCAAGUACGAAGUUUUGGUGAAGGCACCCAAGGAGAUAACAUUUGAGGCUGAAGAACUAGAAGUGACCGUCUGUGGCCUGUACACGUAUGGGAAGCCUGUCGCUGGGCAGGUGAAGAUCCGUGUUUGCCGGAAAUAUAAUCCACGCGGAGGCUGGCAUUAUUACAGUCCCAGAGGGGGCUGUUACGGAGAAGCAUCAGAAGGAAUAUGUGAAGAGUUCAGUGGAGAGGCGAAUGGGCUUGGCUGCCUCUCUCAGGUAGUGAAAAUGAAGGUUUUUCAUCUGAAGCGGGAGGGAUAUGCGAUGAACCUCAAGGUGGAAGGCAAGAUUGCAGAGGAAGGCACAGGCGUGGAAUUGACAGGCAUGGCUUCCACCAUGAUCACUACGACUCUCAGCACAAUCACCUUUGAGAAGGUGGACUCUUACUACAAGUCUGGGAUCCCCUUUACUGGGCAGGUGAAGCUUGUGGAUGCUGCCAAAGCGCCAAUUGCCAAUGAAACAAUUCAGAUUAGGGUACAUCUAACUGGAACCAGCACCAACUACAUAACAGAUGACCAGGGGCGAGCCCAGUUUUCCAUAGACACUGAUAACUUCACAGGUCCUGAACUCAGUAUCCUGGCAUCUUAUAAACCGAACUCUGCAUGUGAACAGGGCUGGAUCAGUCCCCAUCACCAGGGUGCAUCUCGUUCAGCGGGGCGUUUUUACUCACCAAGCCAAAGCUACCUCCACAUUGAGCGUGUUCCUGGGACCUUAAGCUGUGGUCAAACUCAGACGCUCCGGGUCCAUUAUAUUCUGAAUCCAGCUGUCGUAAAAGAGCAGGAGAUGGUCUUUUACUAUUUGGUGAUGUCUAAGGGGAACAUUGUGCGAUCAGGGACCCAUGUGCUGCCUGUGGAGCACAGAGAAGCCAAAGGGGUGUUUUCUCUGGACCUCUCAGUUGACAUGGACACUGCUCCAUUGACCCGUUUGCUUAUCUACACGAUUUUGCCCAGUGGAGAAGUAGUGGCCCAUUCGGCAGAUUUCACCGUGGAGAACUGCUUCGCAAACAAGGUGAACCUGUGGUUCUCUGAUGCUGAAGGCCUCCCUACCAGCAAAACUCACCUUCAUCUUGCUGCCUCCAAAGGCUCCCUUUGUGCUGUCCAUGCUGUGGAUAAGAGUGUCUUUCUCUUGAAGCCUGAAGCUGAGAUAUCCCCUAAGAUUGUUUAUGAUCUGCUCCCCGUGAAGAACCUCAAAGGUUACAUCUACAGGCAGCACUACCUGCUUGACCCGGACGUUCGUCACUGCACAGCUAAGAAACAUGUUGUGGGAGGCAUCAGCUACAAACCUGAACCUUUUCAGUGGGGUGAAGGUGACGCCUAUGACAUUCUCAAGGACUUUGGCUUGAAAGUUUUUACCAGCACCAAGAUACAGAAGCCUAACAUUUGCAGAGAAGAGAUACUUCCCACUGCUGCCCGACUGCAUCAUCAGCCCUCUGCCAACAUGAGAGUACUGUCCGGACCUCCAGGCAUUUCUGCACCACAAGUUGGAGGAACAGGAGGACAGCAGGAGACUGUCAGGAGCUUCUUUCCCGAGACGUGGCUCUGGAACACGUGGGUAGUGAACGACGAGUCCCAAGGCGAGGUUGACAUCCCCGUGACCAUUCCGGACACCAUCACCGAGUGGAUGGCGGGAGCUUUCUGCUUGUCCCCGGAUGUGGGCUUUGGCCUGGCCCAGACUGCCUCCCUCAAGGCCUUCCAGCCAUUCUUCCUUGAUCUGACCUUGCCCUACUCUGUGGUGCGGGGCGAAGCGUUCACCCUGAAGGCCACUGUCUUCUCUUACAUGCAGCGCUGCGUCAGGGUCAGUAUAUCGCUGGCUCCCUCUGCUGAGUUCGUGGCUUCCCCUCUGGAGAAGGAGGAGGAAUCAUAUUGCCUGUGUGCUGAUGAAAGGAAAACGGUCUCUUGGACGGUAACUCCCAAAUCUCUAGGGGAAAUAAACUUCACAGCAAGUGCUGAAGCCCUGAACUCUGAACAGCUCUGUGGGAACGAAAUAGUGGAGACGCCCCACGAUGGGCAGAAGGACACUAUGAUCAAAUCCCUUUUGGUGGAGCCAGAAGGUGUUGAGAGGGACGUGGUCUUCAGCAACCUGCUCUGUGCAGCUGAGAAGUCGAAGUCAUCAGGACCUGUUUCUUUAAAGCUGCCAGGCAACGUGGUGGAGGGCUCGGCCAGGGCUUCCUUCUGUGUGCUGGGGGACAUCCUUGGAACAGCCAUAGAGAACCUCCACCAGCUUCUUCGGAUGCCCUACGGCUGUGGGGAGCAGAACAUGGCCCUCUUUGUCCCCAACAUCUACAUCCUGGAGUACCUGAAUAAGACUGGGCAGCUGACUGAGGAUGUGAAGUCCAAGGCCCUGGGAUACUUAGUGGCUGGCUACCAGAGGCAACUGAACUACAAGCACUCUGAUGGCUCCUACAGCACCUUUGGACAACAUAACCGGAGCCCAGGGAACACCUGGCUGACGGCAUUUACGCUCAAGUCCUUUUCCCGAGCCAGACCCUACAUCUUUGUGGAAGAAAAACACAUCCAGGAUGCUCAGGCCUCUCUGGCUGUCAGGCAGAAAGAGAAUGGCUGCUUCAGUAGCAUUGGGACCCUGUGGAACAACGCUCUGAAGGGUGGGGUGGAUGACGAGAUCACUCUCUCUGCCUACAUCACUGCUGCUUUGCUGGAGAGCCUGUUGCCUCUCGAUCAUCCCACCGUGCGUAAUGCUCUGUUCUGCCUGGAGACAGCGGCUCAGGCAAAAGAGAUCCACGUUUACACUCUGGCCUUGCUGGCUUAUUCCUUUGCCCUGGCAGGGAAGGAGGAGCAGAGGCAGAAAAUGCUGCAGUUACUCCACGAGGAAGCCGUGCAAGAAGAGGAUGGCUCCCUUCACUGGCAGCGGCCUGGAAAGAAAGAGGUGGACACACACUUUUCAUUCCAUCGUCCUCCCCGGGCUCCGUCUGCGGAGGUGGAGAUGACAGCCUACGUCCUCCUGAGUUACCUGACCAAACAGCCAGCGCCAUCUCAGGAAGAACUGGGGACAGCCACCCGCAUUGUCAAGUGGCUCAGCCAGCAACAGAACCCCACUGGGGGCUUCUCCUCCACUCAGGACACUGUGGUUGCCCUCCAAGCCCUCUCCCUCUACGGCGCCUUUACCUACUCCAAGAGCAGCACGGGCACAGAAGUGACCCUGAGCUCCACAGGGGGCAUCCUGAGACAGUUCCAGGUGGACAGCACUAACCGCCUGCUUCUCCAGUGCCAGGCUCUGCCCGGAGUGCCAGGGGACUACGACAGCACGGCCACGGGGGAAGGCUGCGUCCACGUCCAGACCACUUUGAAAUACAAUGUGCAGCCACACCAGGAAGAGGCACCGUUCAUGCUGGAGGUGCGCACAGUUCCGGAGACCUGCACUGGACCCAAAGCCCACAAAACAUUUGAUGUUGCCAUCAAUGUCAGUUACACCGGCAACCGACAGGCCUCCAACAUGGCCAUCGUCGAUGUUAAGAUGCUCUCGGGAUUCGUCCCGGUGAAACCAUCUGUAAAGCAGCUGGAAAGGCACAAUCUGGUCCAGCGCACAGAAGUGAGCGCCAGUCAUGUCCUGCUGUAUUUGGAGAAGGUGACCAACGUGACCCAGAGCUACACCUUCGCCGUGGAGCAGGACGUGCCAGUCCAGAACUUAAAGCCGGCUGUGGCAAGAGUCUAUGAUUACUAUGAAACAGAUGAUGGUGCUGAUGCAGAGUACAGCGCCCCCUGCAGUACAGCCGAAACUAAACAGGGGAAUGCAUGAUGGAGAAUGCAGCCCGUCGCUCCCCGGGUGGACUCUGCUGGCAUCUUCUUUCCACCGGAUGAGGAGGGGGGACAGAGAAGCUGGGCAGCAACACAAGGUCUGAACCACAGCCUGCUCUGGCAAAACCUGGAAUAAACAAGAGGAAGAAGAGGGGGUCGCUACACACUUCAAAACCAGCACCCACCUUUUUUGUUGUUUUUUGUUUUCAUUUUGAGAUCCUUCUCUAUGGCUUCGAUUUCCCUCUACAGGAUAAAAUAAAAGAGAACUAUGUUUUUUAUUCCA